CUCGUCUAGCACGAUUGGCAAUGGUCGAGUUGCUGUUGUAUGUCUGUCUGUCUGUCUGUCUGUCAGUUUGUUGGCAAUAGACAAGGGAACUCCGAAUGGUCAUGGCCCAUUUCGAUAACUCGGCCAUCACAGCAUCGAGGCCCAAUCUCCGAAGCGAACGUCGAGCGAGGCAUGGUUUGAACUCUGAGGUCGACGACAGAGAUUUCCGGAUCAGGGUCAAGAUUUUGCAGGGAGUGAGCAAGCAAGGGCUUUUUAUGCUUUGCUUCCUUCAUCCUUUCUGACUUUGGGCUCUCUUUCAAUUCUCCUUUUGUCCUAUCUAGAUCAGGCUCACCACACGUCUGCAUGUCCAGAUUCUGGAAGCUGAUUCCACCGUAUGGAGAUGUCAGAACCAGCGAUCCCGGCUCCUCCCGGUGAGGUAUCUGACCUCCAGAAUCCAGAGGAUAUCCUUCAUACGGUCAACUUUGCGACGCAGGUCAUUUGCCUCGUCGUCGUGACGAUCUUUGUGGCUCUGCGCUUCCUUGUCAAGGCGCGCCUGCGAAAGGCCUUGGAGUUGGAGGAUUAUUCGACGAUUCUUGGAUGGGUUCUUUUCGUUGGGUUCUGCGCAAAUAUGAUUAUUCUUGGCAACUACGGCGGAGGCUACCACGCAUGGGACGUCUCGAAGAGCGACAUGAUCAACUUCCAGAAGGCCUCUUACGCCGUAACCCUCAUCUACGUCCCUAUGGUUUUCGUAAUCAAAAUCGCUCUGCUCGCCGUCGUGCUCCGGAUUUUCGCGCCUGACCGCCACAAUGUCAUGAUCGUCUACGGGACCAUCAUCGUCCUUCUCCUCUACUACAUCCCCGCCCUCUUCAUCAAGAUCUUCUUCUGCAGGCCCAUCUCCACGUACUGGUACGGCGCCGAGGUUACUGGUGGAACGUGCCUCGACCAGCGGAAGGUCAUCAUCGCCGAUGCGACGAUCAGCAUGAUUAGCGACUUCUGGAUCCUUGUUCUUCCCAUCCCAAUGCUCUGGUCGCUGAAGAUGAGCCUGAGUAAAAAGCUGCGAGUCGUUGGGAUCUUGGGGGCUGGUGGGCUGGCGACGGGGUUCAGUAUCUGGAGACUGGUCAUGAUGGUCGAUGAGUCGCAGACGCCGGAUACGACGUGGUUUUGGAUUCACUGUGUUUUGACGGGCAACGCCGAAGCCGGCAUCGGGCUAAUCUGCGCCUGCCUCCCCACAUUAAGCUCCUAUAUCGUGAGGCGAAAGCUUAAGUCGCAAAGCGGAUCCGAAAGCUACCGACGCAACUACGAGCUGAACAGCUACAACAAGCUUUCGAGCUCGAAGAAGGGCAGCACGGACCCGAAGAUGGCGUCGUUUGGGGCGUCGCCCACGGACGAGGCGUAUCUGUUCUCGACUGUUGAGGCCGACGCCGGUCGAGAGGACUCGUUAGGGUCGAGUGCGCGGGAGUGUGGUGCUGGUGGGACGAUCGAACGGCCGAUUGCGAUCCAGAAGGACGUUGUUGUUGAGCAGAGCUUCGAGUAUCUAAAAUAAGUGGAGAGGAUUUCAUUUGUGUGAUUCACUGUAAAUGUACGAAUUCAAGGUGAGACGGUGGGUAAAUGCUAGAUGUCUCACUCAUGGUCGUGUUUAAAGACCCAGUGUGCUGUUUAUGAAUGUAAUGAACGACUGAUAUGCUGGUUUCCGACCAAGGAAUGACAAUAAUCCUGCAGUUCUGUAUUCUGAAGCAGGCAAGCUCAGAGAAAUAGAAAUGUACCAGCAAGCACUAGCAGGCUACGAGAGGAGACUUGGUCCAGAUCACCCAUCUAC
Messenger RNA from Aspergillus homomorphus CBS 101889, 1795 nucleotides. RefSeq lists its product as uncharacterized. NCBI's taxonomy places the organism in Eukaryota, Fungi, Ascomycota, Eurotiomycetes, Eurotiales, Aspergillaceae. The coding region runs from base 374 to 1522 and encodes 382 amino acids. The transcript has 6 exons. The record is from RefSeq and is a predicted model, not a curated record.